AUGCCGCAACAAGUGAGAAUUUCACGAGAAAAUUCAGUGAAAAGGUCUCGUUCUUUUACAAAAUCAUUCAAAGGACUGUUUAAGUCACGUUCACCUACCCCACCACCUUCUUCGCGUUCUACUUCAGCUUCUUCAGCUACAUAUGUGUUACAAUCUCCUAAGCAUCUGCCUUUGAGUGGACUUGUUAAGCUGUCUUUGUCGCCUCGUGCUGAACUGCAAAGUGUUCGUAAUAACAAAUCCGAGGAAUCAAUGUUGAGUGACGAUUCAUCUUUAAAAAUGAAAAAUGCACCUGCUACUGCUGAAUUUUAUAGUAAGGAUAAUGGUACUGAUUCUUCAUCAUCUGUGCUAUUAGCUGGCGAGUUCGCAGGGAGUGACCUUCGGACAGGUACGGAAUGUAGCAGCAAGCUAUCUUAUGCUACGGAGUCUUUGUAUAAGACAGCGGUAGAAAGUGAUGCUGAUCCGUCUAUUGAUGCACAGUUGGAUCAUAGCAUGAGAGAGGCCGCGAUUCAUGCUCCAAGCCCCAAUAAACGUGGUCGUUCGCUCCAGCGCUCACAAAGUGCGACGGUCUCAAAGUUCAAGGAUAGGACCCCACAUGGGUCAGCAGACCCGAUGAAAAAAGAGACGAAGAAGCCGAGAUAUGUUAUACAGGACGAACACUUUCGUGUUGACGAGUCCGGACAUCAUGAACAUAUUUUGAAGAUCAUGCCUUUAAUUCAAGAUAUCGAUUGCCAUAAGACAAAAAGUGGUGGAUUUUGGCUAUCAUCGGUAUUCAAGCUUCAUAGGCAUGAGGAUGGGGAGAUGAACAUUGCGCACUCGAUCUUGCCUUCAGUUAAGCCGGACUUGGAAGGCCGGGUGAGUAUGGCUCCAAAGGAAGGAUUUACCAACAUUAAAGAAGAGGAUGAAGAGGACGCUGAGAAUGGUCACUUAGGUAUUGUGAGUGCUACCAUAGGAGCUGUGAAAGACGCUGCAGCGAGAAGCCCACAUAUGUCGGGUGUAUUAGCUGGAACUGGGGUUGCAGCAGGCGUUGUAGUAGGAUCAAUAGCAGGCGCAGUAACAGGUGCAAAGGAGGCAAUAGUACAGAAAAUAAAGCCGGCAGUAGUGGAACAAGAUCAGUUUGAUGAAAAUUAUGGACAUGAAUUACACCAUGGAAAAGACAAAAUGCCAAAAGUAGUGAACAAACAUGCUGCAAUCGGAAGCGAUGAAUUAAAAUUGAUAAAUAAUUUGGCAGAGCGAAUAAAUGACGGGAUAGAGCAUUUAGAUAAGAAUUCACCGGCUGAGGUAUCUCCCAAUGUAAAAAAUAUAAAGGCAAAGCAAAUUUUAGCUGAAAAAUAUGGGAAAUGUAUCGGAAUGGUUGGCCAUGGUGCGUAUGGUACUGUUUGGGUAACCUCAAAAGACAUAAGCCAUGCGAAUGAUGAUGUAAGUUCUCAUCAUUCACCAUGUAAAGGUACUUUUGAACAUAAUGGCAGGCUAUUUUAUGCUCUGAAAGAAUUAAAACCGAGAGUUGACGAAUCUCACGAAAAGUUUAGUACACGUUUAACCUCUGAAUUCGUAAUCGGACACUCAUUGAGUGGUAGGUUAGGUAUAGUGAAUUCUUCAACAUUCUCUGCGCAUCCUAAUAUCCUAAAAGUCUUUGAUCUUAUGCAAACACACGAUGCAUUUGUGGAGGUAUUCGAAUUUUGUCCGUCGGGGGACCUCUACAAUCUCUUGACGAGGUCUGGUAAGUCUGGUUCAGGUCUUCACCCAUUGGAGGCAGAUUGUUUCAUGAAGCAGCUACUUAAUGGUGUACAAUAUAUGCACGAACAUGGGGUUGCCCAUUGUGACCUAAAACCUGAAAAUAUUUUGUUUACACCAACUGGUGUACUAAAAAUAUGUGACUUUGGCUCCAGUUCGGUUUUUCAGACUGCAUGGGAAAAGAAUGUACACUUCCAGACUGGCAAGGUUGGCUCUGAGCCAUACGUUGCUCCAGAAGAAUUUAUCCCUAAUAGGGAAUAUGAUAGUAGAUUAGUAGAUUGCUGGAGUUGUGGCAUUAUUUAUUGUACAAUGGUGUUGGGCCAUUACUUGUGGAAAGUUGCAAACAAGGAUAAGGAUCAAAUAUAUAGCACCUUCGUUGAAGAGAUGACAGAAAGAGGGGAAUAUUCAGUGUUUGAAGAAAUGCGACAUGUGAACCAAGAACUCAAUCGCUGUCGUAAAAUGUGCCUUUACAAUGUUUUCCAAUGGCAACCGAAGAAAAGGAUUCCAAUUCCGAAGUUAUUAGAGACGCCGUGGAUGCGAAAGACUGUUUGCUGCAUAAAUUAUAAGUACACUGCCAUCCAAUGCCAGCAACAAAGCUAG
Molecule: messenger RNA, 2331 nt
Organism: Eremothecium sinecaudum
Lineage: Eukaryota; Fungi; Ascomycota; Saccharomycetes; Saccharomycetales; Saccharomycetaceae
Gene: KKQ8
Product: putative serine/threonine protein kinase KKQ8
Exons: 1
Coding region: 1-2331 (776 amino acids)
Biological process (GO): intracellular signal transduction; intracellular monoatomic cation homeostasis; protein phosphorylation
Molecular function (GO): ATP binding; protein serine/threonine kinase activity
Source: RefSeq, a predicted model, not a curated record